This is a messenger RNA of Rhodamnia argentea, 1219 nucleotides long. RefSeq lists its product as uncharacterized. The transcript has 10 exons. The record is from RefSeq and is a predicted model, not a curated record. NCBI's taxonomy places the organism in Eukaryota, Viridiplantae, Streptophyta, Magnoliopsida, Myrtales, Myrtaceae. Bases 1 to 1053 code for a protein of 350 amino acids.
AUGGAGUCCGAGUUUGGUUCUCGACUUGAAUUCGAGUUGGAAGAUCCGCUCGUUUCCGCUCCUGCCAAGAAAAGUAAGAAGGUCAUUGGCUUGGAUGAUCUGUUGAGCGACUUCUAUAAAGAGAAAGGGAAACGUGUUGAGGGAGCGGCGAAACGGAAAAGGGUGCUAAAGCAUGACUCCUACGAGGAAGAUGACGCCAGAGAAGCAACUUUGUCCCAUACCCUUGAUCAGUAUCAAAAACAGAUGAAGGAAAUGGGUGGUGAAGAUGAAUUAUCCCAGUGGGGACUGCAAGUUUUUGGAGUUCAGAAAAGUCCACCAGCUGUAGUUUUACCUGAGCUUGGUAGCUGUGCUACUUUCCAGUCUCUUGGUCAUAGCAAACAUAAUUCAUUGGUGGAAGUCAGUAAACCAGAAGAAUCCGACUUUUUGGAAGGACUCCUGGUCAAUGGUUGGUUAUCCAAGCUCAUAACAUUAAGUGGUCAUCUUGAAAUGGCUCUUGCAAAAUGGACUUUCCAUUUAUUGAUGUUUGCAUCAAAAGAGAGAUUGAGAACUCUGGCGUGCGAUCUUUGGUGCGAUGCACUCUCAGGCAAAAAUGAGGGAACUUCUGCACCCAUCAAAAUAGACUGGCUCCCUACAUAUUCUGAACUGGAAAGAGCCCUUAGCAUAUAUGGAUUCAUGUUGUUCUUAUCUGACGCACGAUCUGUUGAUAUGGAUUCCAAGCAUGCUGGCCCAUCUUUGAAUAUUCGAGCUUGGAUCAAAUUUGUGGCUGCUUCUUGUCAAGUAAGGAGUAAAUGGCCUAUGUUUUCAACUUCAGAAGCCGAAGAAUUAACUAAAGUGUUGAUUUGUCUGUUUCUAGACCGCCGACUUGAAGGCCUUUCAAUGCUUCUGUUAUCUAUGGACCUGAACUGCUUGCGUGCUGUUGAGUGCAUUUCUGGCAUUGAUGCUCGUAGCAAGUGCCUCAGAAGUGAAGUUGCCUAUCGGUUGCUUGCAAGUUUCCUCGAUCAUGAGGCAGGCCGCCUUUCUUCUUUAAUAUCUGCAGCCAACAUGCUUCGAUGAGUAAAUAGCGACACAGCUCUUUAAUUAGCCCUAUCUAUUUGUCAUUUUGAUUGUAAUGUGCUUUAGAAGAAGCUCAAAGACAACCUUAUUGCAUUUGCUUUUCAUUGUCAUGCCUGCAUAUAAAUGUUCAGCAUGAUGAAAAAUUGCAGAUUGGUUGCAGAUGCAU